Messenger RNA from Annulohypoxylon maeteangense, 231 nucleotides. RefSeq lists its product as uncharacterized. Lineage: Eukaryota; Fungi; Ascomycota; Sordariomycetes; Xylariales; Hypoxylaceae. The coding region runs from base 1 to 231 and encodes 76 amino acids. The transcript has 2 exons. The record is from RefSeq and is a predicted model, not a curated record.
AUGGAUAAGUCUAGCGCCAACACCACCAACCCUUCCAAGGCGAAGGAAACCGAGCCUACGGCUCGUGACCAGCCUUCCAAAGACAACUCACUCCCCAUCGAUCGUUAUCUAAACGAGGACAAUCGCUACGAGAAACUCGCCGUUGGCGAACCAUCGAGCAAACGGGAUGCCGAAGAGAAGCUACGAGCUUUUGACAAGAUGUGGGAGGCAGCAGGUGGACAGAAGAGCUGA